Trichoderma breve is the source of this 627-nucleotide messenger RNA. RefSeq lists its product as uncharacterized. The transcript has a single exon. The record is from RefSeq and is a predicted model, not a curated record. NCBI's taxonomy places the organism in Eukaryota, Fungi, Ascomycota, Sordariomycetes, Hypocreales, Hypocreaceae. Bases 1 to 627 code for a protein of 208 amino acids.
AUGGAAUUCUUUGCCACUUUUCCGUUGACAGGAGCCAAACGAAAGACCACAACUCUCACCAACGAACUGCAAAAGAAACCGAAAAUCUCUUAUUCUGCUGCGGCCUCUGAGAUUCAUGAUGACAACGACAAUGGGGGAGACGACGAAGCUGAAUACUACGAAGUAGUGGAAGAUGAAGAUGAAGAUGGAGAUGGAGAUGGACAAGAUGGAAAUGAAGACAAGCAGCAGCAUGAGGAGAACAAGAACGAAGAACAAAAUGAAAAAGUCAAAGAGUAUCCGGCUAAUCAACAAGCUUGUGCUCAUGACUUCGGUCGCGUAAAGCUCCACGACUUGCAAAUCAGAUCACUCAGAGACUGUUGUGCCCGUAUUCAAGAAUCUCACCGCGUCGAGCAGCAGGCCAGGAUGGACCUGCAGCUAACUGUUGAGGAGCUCAUGCGGACCAUUGAGGAACUUCGAGAGACUGUUCAAAACCAGGGGGAGAAGAACAAACGAAACGAAGAGGCCAUCAACGAAUGCAAUAGGAGACUUGGCGACCUAGAACAUGACAUGAGAAGCGCUGCAAAAAUCUUCGAAAUAAUUUGGAACAGGUUGCAAGAACGUAGAGUCGUGGCACUCAGAACCCAAUGA